Arctia plantaginis is the source of this 1623-nucleotide messenger RNA. Lineage: Eukaryota; Metazoa; Arthropoda; Insecta; Lepidoptera; Erebidae. The record is from the annotation of a GenBank genome assembly.
AUGGACAAUUAUCCAAACACAUCGUUAUCAAUAUCAAAUCUAGAUAGCAUUACAAAUUUAGAAAAUAAACCAAUAAGAUUAAUCAAUAAUACUGUUAAUUUAUUUGAAAUUGAAGAAUUAAAUGAAAAUCAAACGUUAAACGAAGACCUAAAAACCAAAGGACAGAAUGGUAAUGAAUCGGAAUUUUAUAAAUUAAUGAAUCUAAAUGAAGAUGGAAAUUCUUCUGACUACUACACAGAAGAACCUUGUGUUGGUGAUCCAGAUUUUUGCAAUAUGGACAGAGAAGAAUAUAUACAAAUGUUGAACGAUUACAUAUUUCCUCAACCUUACGAAUGGGUUUUGAUAGCUACUCAUGCUAUUGUGUUUGUGAUUGGACUAAUAGGAAAUGCGUUAGUGUGUAUAGCAGUGUACAGAAACCAUUCAAUGAGGACGGUAACGAACUAUUUCAUUGUGAACCUUGCUGUGGCAGACUUCAUGGUAAUUUUGAUCUGCUUGCCACCAACUGUGUUGUGGGAUGUUACCAAGACUUGGUUCUUCGGAACAGCAAUGUGCAAAAUCGUGCUCUACUUUCAGUCGGUGUCGGUAACGGUGUCGGUGCUAACUCUCACGUUCAUAUCGGUGGACCGCUGGUACGCAAUCUGCUUUCCACUGAAGUUCAAAUCCACCACGAGCCGCGCCAAGACCGCCAUUCUCAUAAUAUGGCUCUUGUCUUUACUUUUCAAUGUCCCCGAGUUCGUGGUGCUGCAGGUGCAGAGGAAGGUGCAGUUGCGUUUCAACGUGCAAUAUUUUAUGCAGUGCACGUCGACCUGGUCUGUUGACAGCGACCUCAAGUGGCAUAUCAUUAAAGCGUUGUUUCUUUACACGUUUCCUUUACUGCUUAUGAUGAUAGCGUAUUGCCAGAUUGUGAGGGUACUGUGGAGAUCAGAUAACAUACCCGGACAUACGGAGUCGCAUACACUGUGCUCAUCACAACAGGGCCAUAACAAUUACAGUCAAAGAAAGUCGCUGUUCUUAGGGCUGGCUGCGAACCGUCGAACAACGCCUUCCAUACACACCAACGCGUCCACGGAAGGGCAGCUACGUUCUAGGAGGAAGGCAGCUAAGAUGCUGGUAGCUGUGGUCGCCAUGUUUGCCGUAUGCUACUUCCCGGUACAUUUGCUAUCUGUGUUAAGGGUCGCUUACGACGUGCAACAAAGCGAUGUGAUGACUUGUAUCGCUCUCAUCAGCCACGUGCUGUGCUACGCCAACUCCGCCGUCAACCCUCUUAUUUACAACUUCAUGAGUGGUAAAUUCCGUCGAGAAUUCCACAGGUCCUACUUCAAAUGCUUCUGCUGCUGUCUCUCUACACCAUCCCCGGACCAAAACGGCACAUCUUUCGCUCCAAUCGGGAGCUCCAGAGCAGGAACCACAAGAACUGUCGUCCGCCGUAACGAUUCGUACGUCAGUUAUCGAUUGGCACAUUUGUCUCCAUCCAAUCAUAAUAUUCACAGAGACUAUAUCAGGAAUACUAACACCUCGUUCAUUGAACAAAUGAAUGGUAACCGAAGACCGAAGGUGAGAGACGAUUCCAUCAGUGAAUCUGCAACUAGAUUCACUCUAGCAGCUGAUGGAUGCAGAGAUUGA